AUAGUAUCAAUACAACAUUAGUGUUAAUUGUGAAGUCAUAAACGCACGCACCACAGCAGCUUUCAAGAGGAAUCCGACUUUAUAUUUGUUCAGCACCAUUUGUCGAAAAUAGUGUAAUAUCAUGAAAGUUCUAUUUGUUUUGGCUCUGUUGAUUGCAGCUGCUGCGUCUCUGCCACAAUUUGGUGGCUUCGGUGGCCCUGGAUUUGGUGGUGGAUUCGGCCGUCCUGGUUAUGGUGGCGGAUUUGGUCGUCCCGGAUUUGGUGGUCCUGGUUUCGGCGGAGGUCCCGGUUUUGGGGGCGGUCCAGGCUUUGGUGGCGGCCCAGGCUUUGGUGGCGGUCCAGGCUUUGGAGGCGGUCCAGGCUUUGGUGGUGGUCCAGGCUUCGGCGGUGGUCCCGGAUAUGGCGGUGGUUUCGGAGGUCCCGGUGGUUUCCGACGAGGUGGUGGUGGCGGCUCCGCUUCAUCAUCAUCAUCCGCAAGUUCUAGUUCGUCUGGUGGUGGCGGUAGAGGCGGUGCUUCGUCUUCAGCUUCAGCAUCUUCGUCGUCAUCGUCUUUCGGCUAAGUUUAUUUGGCACUUACUUAGUAUAGUUCAAUUUUAAUAGAUUAUUUAAAUAACAAUUAAUUGAGGGCGGGAUGAACCAUUUU
Bactrocera dorsalis (oriental fruit fly) is the source of this 642-nucleotide messenger RNA. RefSeq lists its product as uncharacterized. Lineage: Eukaryota; Metazoa; Arthropoda; Insecta; Diptera; Tephritidae. The transcript has a single exon. The record is from RefSeq and is a predicted model, not a curated record. Bases 122 to 559 code for a protein of 145 amino acids.